Callithrix jacchus (white-tufted-ear marmoset) is the source of this 5711-nucleotide messenger RNA. NCBI's taxonomy places the organism in Eukaryota, Metazoa, Chordata, Mammalia, Primates, Cebidae. The record is from RefSeq and is a predicted model, not a curated record.
CCCCAGGGGCUGAGGGCUGCCCCUUGUCCCCCUCCCAGUUCUGUCCGCCUUUUCCUCCUUAAGGAGGAACCUCCUCCUCCAAGAGAUUGACCCUCUUUGGCAAUUGGAGCCGGAGGUCUGCACUGAGGGGGUCGCUCCCUCCCCUCGGCAGGGUCCCCCGGCUUCGGAGGCAGGAUGGAGGGUGUGCGCCCUGCGGGGUGACAGAGCUCUGGGAGAGCGGCCCCUGAGGACCCUGUCCCUGGGUCCGCGCACUGGCAGAGGCCCCGGAGGCCUAGAGUGGGGGUCCCUGCCUACGUGUCGGCCUAGGCAGGGCGGGCGGCGAGCGCCCGGGAGGCUGAGGGAAAUCUGCAGCAGCGAGACAUAUGACGUCCACACUGGCAGUUCCCUCCUGUGGGCAUGGCUCAGGUUGUGCACAGUUCCUGGCACACUGGCUGUAACUCCACCCCUUUCUUUCCCUCGAAGUAAAGCAAGAUUACGCGUGACAUGCCUCACAGCUGAUCAUGACACACUGGGACUGAGAGCAACAGUUCUGGAGAAUACAGGAAACCUGUGAGAUAGGUACUAUCAUCGCUUCAUUUUACAGGGCAAGGGACAUAGGAUGACCCCAGCCUGUCCCCUCUUACUGUCUGUGAUUCUGUCCCUGCGCCUGGCCGCUGCCUUCGACCCCGCCCCCAGUGCCUGCUCCGCCCUGGCCUCGGGUGUGCUCUACGGGGCGUUCUCGCUGCAGGACCUCUUUCCCACCAUCGCCUCGGGCUGCUCCUGGACCCUGGAGAACCCUGACCCCACGAAGUACUCCCUCUACCUGCGCUUCAACCGCCAAGAGCAGGUGUGCACACACUUUGCCCCCCGCCUGCUGCCCUUGGACCACUACCUGGUCAACUUUACCUGCCUGCGGCCUAGCCCGGAGGAGGCAGUGGCCCAGGCGGAGUCUGAGGUGGGGCGGCCGGAGGAGGAGGAGGAGGAGGAGGAGGAGGAGGAGGAGGAGGAGGAGGAGGAGGCGGCGGCAGCAGCGGGGUUGGAGCUGUGCAGUGGCUCGAGCCCCUUUACCUUUCUGCACUUCGACAAGAACUUCGUGCAGCUGUGCCUGUCCGCUGAGCCCUCUGAGGCCCCGCGCCUGCUGGCGCCCGCUGCUCUGGCCUUCCGCUUUGUGGAGGUCUUGCUCAUCAACAACAACAACUCCAGCCAGUUCACCUGUGGUGUGCUCUGCCGCUGGAGUGAGGAGUGUGGCCGCGUUGCUGGCAGGGCCUGUGGCUUUGCUCAGCCAAGCUGCAGCUGCCCCGGAGAGGCAGGGGCUGGCUCCGCCACCACCACAUCUCCAGGCCCUCCUGCUGCCCACACCCUGUCCAAUGCCCUGGUGCCCAGGGGCCCAGCCCCACCUGCUGAGGCUGAUUUGCACUCGGGGAGCAGCAAUGAUCUAUUCACAACCGAGAUGAGAUAUGGACUGAGCUGGCCUUUGCUGAGCCCCUGCUGCCACCUCCGUGUUCCAGGUGAGGAGCCGGAAGAGGAACCGAAGGUGAAAACCCAGUGGCCGAGGUCUGCAGAUGAGCCUGGGCUAUACAUGGCACAGACAGGCGACCCGGCGGCUGAGGAGUGGUCCCCGUGGAGCGUGUGUUCCCUGACGUGUGGGCAGGGUCUGCAGGUUCGGACCCGCUCCUGCGUGUCCUCCCCCUAUGGGACCCUGUGCAGCGGGCCCCUGCGGGAGACCCGGCCCUGCAACAAUUCAGCCACCUGCCCAGUGCACGGCGUGUGGGAGGAGUGGGGGUCCUGGAGCCUGUGCUCCCGCAGCUGCGGGCGGGGGUCCCGGAGCCGGAUGCGGACCUGCGUGCCCCCCCAGCACGGCGGCAAGGCCUGCGAGGGUCCUGAACUGCAGACUAAGCUCUGCAGUAUGGCUGCCUGCCCGGUGGAAGGCCAGUGGCUAGAAUGGGGUCCCUGGGGCCCAUGCUCCACGUCCUGUGCCAAUGGGACCCAGCAGCGCAGCCGGAAGUGCAGUGUGGCGGGCCCAGCUUGGGCUACAUGCACGGGUGCCCUGACUGACACCCGAGAGUGCAGCAACCUUGAGUGCCCAGCCACUGAUGGCAAGUGGGGGCCAUGGAAUGCAUGGAGCCUGUGCUCUAAGACGUGUGACACAGGCUGGCAGCGCCGCUUCCGCAUGUGCCAGGCCACGGGCACACAGGGCUACCCCUGUGAGGGCACCGGAGAGGAGGUGAAGCCUUGUAGUGAGAAGAGGUGUCCAGCCUUCCAUGAGAUGUGCAGGGAUGAGUACGUGAUGCUGAUGACAUGGAAGAAGGCGGCUGCUGGCGAGAUCAUCUACAACAAGUGUCCCCCGAAUGCCUCAGGGUCUGCCAGCCGCCGCUGUCUCCUCAGUGCCCAAGGCGUGGCGUACUGGGGGCUGCCCAGCUUUGCUCGCUGCAUCUCCCACGAGUAUCGAUACCUGUAUCUGUCCCUUAGGGAGCACCUGGCCAAGGGGCAGCGCAUGCUGGCGGGUGAGGGCAUGUCGCAGGUGGUACGAAGCCUGCAGGAGCUACUGGCCCGCCGCACCUACUAUAGCGGGGACCUGCUCUUCUCUGUGGACAUUCUGAGGAAUGUCACUGACACCUUUAAGAGGGCCACCUACGUGCCCUCGGCUGAUGAUGUGCAGCGCUUCUUCCAGGUGGUGAGCUUCAUGGUGGACGCGGAAAAUAAGGAGAAGUGGGACGAUGCUCAGCAGGUGUCCCCUGGCUCUGUGCACCUGCUCCGUGUCGUGGAGGACUUCAUUCACCUGGUGGGCGAUGCUCUCAAGGCCUUCCAGAGCUCUCUGAUUGUCACAGACAACCUGGUGAUCAGCAUUCAGCGAGAGCCUGUCUCAGCUGUGUCCAGCGACAUCACAUUCCCCAUGCGGGGCCGCCGGGGCAUGAAGGACUGGGUGCGGCACUCAGAGGACCGCCUCUUCCUGCCCAAGGAGGUGCUCAGCCUCUCCUCCCCAGGGAAGCCAGCCACAUCUGGGGCAGCAGGCAGCCCCGGCAGGGGGAGGGGCCCAGGAACGGUGCCCCCUGGCCCGGGCCACUCCCACCAGCGCCUCCUCCCAGCGGACCCUGAUGAGUCCUCCUACUUUGUGAUCGGUGCUGUGCUCUACCGCACCCUUGGCCUCAUCCUGCCACCCCCCAGGCCCCCACUGGCUGUCACAUCCCGGGUGAUGACAGUGACUGUGCGGCCCCCUACCCAGCCUCCAGCUGAGCCACUCAUCACAGUGGAGCUCUCCUACAUCAUCAAUGGCACCACGGAUCCCCAUUGUGCCAGCUGGGACUACUCCAGAGCAGAUGCCAGCUCAGGAGACUGGGACACUGAGAAUUGCCAGACCCUGGAGACCCAGGCAGCUCACACCCGCUGUCAGUGCCAGCACCUGUCCACUUUUGCUGUGCUAGCCCAGCCGCCCAAGGACUUGACCCUGGAGCUGGCGGGCUCCCCCUCGGUCCCGCUUGUGAUUGGCUGUGCAGUGUCCUGCAUGGCGCUGCUCACGCUGCUCGCCAUCUAUGCUGCCUUUUGGAGGUUCAUAAAAUCUGAACGCUCCAUCAUCUUGCUGAACUUCUGCCUGUCCAUCUUGGCAUCCAACAUCCUGAUCCUCGUGGGCCAGUCCCGUGUGCUGAGCAAGGGCGUGUGCACCAUGACGGCUGCCUUCCUGCACUUCUUCUUUCUCUCCUCCUUUUGCUGGGUGCUUACCGAGGCCUGGCAGUCCUACCUGGCUGUCAUUGGGCGGAUGCGCACCCGCCUCGUUCGCAAGCGCUUCCUCUGCCUAGGCUGGGGUCUGCCUGCCCUGGUGGUGGCCGUGUCUGUUGGCUUUACCCGAACCAAAGGAUACGGUACAUCCAGCUACUGCUGGCUCUCCCUGGAGGGCGGCCUGCUCUAUGCCUUUGUGGGCCCUGCAGCCGUCAUUGUCCUGGUGAACAUGCUCAUCGGAAUCAUCGUUUUCAACAAGCUCAUGGCACGUGAUGGCAUCUCCGACAAAUCCAAGAAGCAGAGGGCCGGGUCGGAGCGGUGCCCCUGGGCCAGCCUGCUCCUCCCCUGCUCAGCGUGUGGAGCGGUCCCCAGCCCCCUGCUCAGCUCAGCCUCGGCCAGGAACGCCAUGGCCUCACUCUGGAGCUCCUGCGUGGUGCUGCCCCUGCUGGCGCUCACCUGGAUGUCUGCCGUCCUGGCUAUGACAGACCGCCGUUCCGUCCUCUUCCAGGCCCUCUUUGCUGUCUUCAACUCUGCGCAGGGCUUUGUCAUCACUGCUGUGCACUGCUUCCUGCGCCGAGAGGUCCAGGAUGUGGUGAAGUGCCAGAUGGGCGUGUGCCGGGCUGAUGAGAGCGAAGACUCCCCUGACUCGUGUAAGAAUGGGCAGCUGCAGAUCCUGUCAGACUUUGAAAAGGAUGUGGAUCUGGCUUGUCAAACAGUUCUGUUCAAGGAGGUCAACACUUGCAACCCGUCCACCAUCACGGGCACACUAUCCCGCCUGUCCCUGGACGAGGAUGAGGAGCCCAAGUCCUGCCUCGUGGGCCCUGAGGGCAGCCUCAGCUUCUCACCAUUGCCUGGGAAUAUCCUGGUGCCCAUGGCAGCCUCACCAGGGCUGGGGGAGCCGCCGCCCCCUCAGGAGGCCAACCCUGUGUACAUGUGUGGGGAGGGCGGCCUACGGCAGCUGGACCUCACAUGGCUGCGGCCCACCGAACCGGGCUCUGAGGGGGACUACAUGGUGCUGCCCCGGCGGACUUUGAGCCUGCAGCCUGGCAGUGGGGGUGGAGGUGGUGAGGAUGCCCCCAGGGCCCGGCCCGAGGGGACCCCCCGGCGGGCUGCCAAGACAGUGGCCCACACUGAAGGCUACCCCAGCUUCCUGUCUGUGGACCACUCGGGCCUGGGGCUGGGCCCUGCCUAUGGGUCUCUCCAGAACCCCUAUGGAAUGACCUUCCAACCGCCACCAACGACACCUAGCGCCCGCCAAGUGCCCGAGCCAGGGGAGCGCAGCCGGACCAUGCCCCGCACCGUGCCUGGCUCUACCAUGAAGAUGGGCUCCCUGGAGCGAAAGAAACUACGGUAUUCAGACCUGGACUUUGAGAAGGUGAUGCACACCCGGAAACGGCAUUCGGAACUCUACCACGAGCUCAACCAGAAGUUCCACACUUUUGACCGCUACCGCAGCCAGUCCACGGCCAAGAGGGAGAAGCGGUGGAGUGUGUCCUCGGGUGGGGCGGCCGAGCGGAGCGUGUGCACCGAUAAGCCCAGCCCCGGGGAGCGCCCCAGCUUGUCCCAACAUCGGCGCCAUCAGAGCUGGAGCACCUUCAAAUCUAUGACACUGGGCUCGCUGCCCCCCAAGCCCCGAGAACGACUGACUUUGCACCGGGCGGCAGCCUGGGAGCCCACAGAACCACCGGAUGGUGACUUCCAGACAGAGGUGUGAGUGCCACGCUGGACUGCCCACUGCAUAUAAAUAUAUAUAUCUCUCUAUUUUCACACUCCACUUUGGAACUACCCAGGAGCCAGCGCCCUCUCCCCUCUCCCGAGGGCUGGGCAGGGAGGCGCCGUGGACUCAGCCAGGCUGGGGGAGCCGUACACGGCUUGGCCUGGGGGCCCAGGGCCCCUCAUUGUUUCUCAGAGGCCCCUCAGCCACUGGAACCCCAUCUUCAGCCCAGCCUGUCCGUUCCUGUCCCGGGCUGGGGAGGGGGGAGGGGGAACUUUGUUGGGAAUAAACUUCACUCUGUGGA